Zygotorulaspora mrakii is the source of this 1188-nucleotide messenger RNA. RefSeq names its product Rad17p (gene RAD17). The record is from RefSeq and is a predicted model, not a curated record. Gene Ontology annotation, biological process: double-strand break repair; DNA damage checkpoint signaling; reciprocal meiotic recombination. Bases 1 to 1188 code for a protein of 395 amino acids. Lineage: Eukaryota; Fungi; Ascomycota; Saccharomycetes; Saccharomycetales; Saccharomycetaceae. Gene Ontology annotation, molecular function: double-stranded DNA binding; damaged DNA binding. Gene Ontology annotation, cellular component: checkpoint clamp complex. The transcript has a single exon.
AUGAAAGUGACCUCGAAAAGUUCCAAGUUUUCAGCCUCUACUGUGCAUUUGGAACAUAUAACGACUGCACUCAACUGCGUUACUCCUUUUGGCGGCAAAGCAUUUAUUUUAACUUAUAUUGACGCUGAUGGGCUUUCAUUUAUUGGAACUUAUAAUCGGGUAGUACGCAUUCAGCUUUUCCUCUCCAAAGAACUAUUUAUAUCGUAUACCUAUGAGAAUGACUCUUCAGAUCACACGAAAUUUUGCGUACGAAUUAACCAAGUUUUAGAUAGCGUUAAUGUCGCUAACCGGAAUAUCGAUGACAUUGUCGAAUGUACCCUAUCACAUAAUGGGGAAGGAUCCCCCUUUGUUUUAAUCUUUGAGGAUUCAUACAUUUCAGAAAGAGUAACGCACGAAACCUUUUUAGCCAAUGAGAUGGACAAUACUGGCUUUGAUCUUGAUCGUGAUCGAAUACGAUUUGAAUGUAUGAUUAAGGGCGAUAUUUUGCAUACAGCUCUGAAAGAUCUUAAAGAAAUCGGUGGUCAGGACGAAUGUUACCUGUACGCAGAACUGCGAGAGGGAGGCCAGAACAUAUUUGCUAUAAUAUCAAAAUCAAAGCUAGGUCUAUCUAAAAUUGUUUUACCGUCUGCGAAAACGAUUUUAGAAAAGUUAGAAGUAUUUGACGAGGACUUCACCACCCUUUGUUACGGUAAACCAGUCAUUGCAUUAUUUGAUUUCAAUCUGUUUGACAAGUUAAGGAUGAGUAUAAAAAUUUCGAGCAAGGUGUUACUGAGAUUAGAUGCACAUGGGGUUUUGAAUGUCAAUGUGCUAAGUCUCACAGAAGAUAUUCUAUUGUCUUCCAACAAGAGUAAAGCUACCAGCAGUAAUAGCAGACUCCAGUUACCCAAAGAUUAUCCUGGGAUUGUAAUAGAAUUGAGCUUAAUGGAAAAGGAAAUCACAGAUGAAAAUUCUAUGAGGGAUGUCGAGAUAUUUAUGGAAACAAAUGAGUUAGGCGAGCCAAUAAAACCAGUCAUCUAUAAAAAAAAGAUUGUCGGAUCAAUAUCAUCAGCGCCAACAAAUGCAGCAAUCUCCCGUGAACUAGGCAAGCUGAAUGGAACAGCUAAUGCACAAGAUGCUGAAAUUGAAGGAGAGCACGCAAUACAGGAAGAGGCUCCGUUCAUGAGCAAUGGCUUACCCAGAUUCUUUUGA